AUGUCUCUCCACACCUCCUAUCACGACGCAGACUCCGAUGCUGAUGACGAGUAUGAGCGCAGCGUGUUUACAUCCCCGCACCUUCAAACAGACUCUGAGGCUUCUCCUAUUGACUCCGAUAUUCCUUCGUCCGAACAUACCCCGACGAAAUUCGGCUACCCUGGCGACGUCCCCCGCACUCCCCGGGCAAUUAUCUCCGAAUGGACAGCAGAUGAAUGUUCAGAAUUCAUGACAUCUCUAGGGUUACUGCAGUACUGUGGAAUAUUUCGAGAAAAUGGAAUUGUAGGAGAGGCACUCAUCGCAUUGAGGCACGAUGAGCUGAAAGAAAUGGGAAUCACCAGCGUGGGCCAUCGUUUAACAAUUCUUAAGAGUGUCUACGAAAUCAAAGUCAGACAGAACGUUCCUCUCGACGUCGAUCAUUAUAUCCCACUCUCGGCGGAUCAGAGCAUGAAUGAAAACGCCACACAGGAAGAUAUCGCGCGUUUAAUUCAUUCCAUUCAGAUUCGAGACCAGAAAAUCUAUUCAGUCGAGGGAGAGCUGCGUCGACUUGCGGACGAGUACCGGCGACUACGAGAAGAGAUUCUUCCCAUGAUUAAGAUGGCCAAAGACCGAUCACAACCAUUACCCCCUCCUUCCACAACGGAAACUCACAGGGACAAUCACCAUGAUAGCGCUACUCUCGUAUCACCUUCUCAAAUCACCCUCACAGACAAUCACUCUUCAUCGAAACUGGUCAGAGCCUUCUCCAAGCGCGCCUACGGUGGAGCCACCCCUAAAAACAACUCACCAACAUAUAUCCCACCUUCCGUUUAUGAAGGUAGGCACUACCAUGAUGGAAACCUUGAUCCGUCUUCUGCGGCCCUGGCUGCCUCUUCCCACUUGACCGCUUCGAUGAACAGUGGUUUACAACAUUCUCCAGGCGUCCCGUCACCAACCUCCCCGAAUGCGCAUACCACCCAACACCAAACCCUCAACUCUCGAUCCUACUCCCAACCUAAUUCCACUGCCAGUCGCAUGAUGCAUGACCAUCCCGAGGAAACCCCAAGAGCGUCAUCUCGAGUAGACCGACACACGCCCAGUCAACCGCCUUCUGCUCGAACGGAAACCCCGUCCUCUGCCUCGCGAGUUGAUCCUCGAUCUGGCGCUGGUGCUGGCGCUGGUCCUGCAAGUGUGGAGAUAUUCAAAUCAUUCCGCGUCUCCUGGGAAGACCCUUGUUAUAAAGUUCUGCCUGCUGCACUGAGGAAGUACAAUAUUCACCACGACCCCAAAGAUUACGCACUUUACAUUGUCUAUGGUGACCAAGAACGAUGCCUAGGAUUGGAUGAGAAACCACUCUUACUCUUUAAGCAACUUGAGAGAGAGGGUCGGAAGCCGAUGUUUAUGUUGCGAAAAAUUCACCCUGACAAUCCUUAUACAGCGGCUCCAGGCUCGGCUCCCAACAGUGCCGGGUUUGAAGGUGGGAGAUCGGGACAGAUCAAUCUACCAGGAGGCGUUCUGUAA
Messenger RNA from Penicillium odoratum, 1500 nucleotides. RefSeq names its product adaptor protein STE50. NCBI's taxonomy places the organism in Eukaryota, Fungi, Ascomycota, Eurotiomycetes, Eurotiales, Aspergillaceae. The transcript has 3 exons. Gene Ontology annotation, biological process: signal transduction. Gene Ontology annotation, molecular function: protein binding. The coding region runs from base 1 to 1500 and encodes 499 amino acids. The record is from RefSeq and is a predicted model, not a curated record.